Cylas formicarius (sweet potato weevil) is the source of this 530-nucleotide messenger RNA. RefSeq lists its product as uncharacterized. The transcript has 3 exons. Lineage: Eukaryota; Metazoa; Arthropoda; Insecta; Coleoptera; Brentidae. Bases 49 to 366 code for a protein of 105 amino acids. The record is from RefSeq and is a predicted model, not a curated record.
CGAACUGUGUGUAUUUAAAACCAUUUAUUUUAAGAAAGGGUAUAGAAUAUGUUGUUCACGAUCGUUUUGCUUCUUGGAGUAUCGGUUGUUAUUUCACUGCCUCUCGAUACGAUCUCUGACGAUACCGUUAUUGUUUAUGGAGCGAUACCAGAAUAUUAUCGAUACUUUCACCCAGUUCGAGCCGCCAAAGUCAAAAGAGUACUUCGAGAAAUUGACGGUGAGGAAGGUGAUCCAUUAUACUCGUACGGAAAACUAUACAGUAACCACAGAUAUUAUGAUCCAUACUAUGACGAUGCAGGCGUCCUAAGACCAGGCUCCGAUACCGGAUACAUGGAGAGUUACGAUAGCUUUCCCACAGUUGCUUAAACAACGUCCGCAGACUACAAAUUAAAGGACUAAUUCGUCGACCAAAAAGUUAUCUUAUUGAUGUCUAAAUAUACAAAGCUAUUAAUUUAAUUUAUAACAUUAUUGUGUCCUCUUAGAUGACUAAAUUAGCUUUAAUGAAUUAUAAUUAUCUGAUAAAUAAAAAG